GUUUUAUAAAGAGGACCAGAGACUGGAGAGUGAAAAGAACUGGAGGGAAGAGCCCCCCAACCCAGCCCUGCUCCCUCAGUUUCCCAGGAUUCUCAGAGCGGAGGGCACAAACUCUGAAGCUCUUGCCUGGUGGGACCAUGAACUGGCAGCGGCUGUGGCUGGGCUUCCUACUCCCGCUGACCGUCUCAUGCCGGGCUGUGGGGCCCGGAGAGAAGGAGGCAGCUAUGGAUUACUUGUUGCGAUAUGGUUACCUACAGAAGCCUCUAGAAGGACCUGACAACUUCAGGCCAGAAGAUGUCAUAGAGGCGCUGAGAGCUUUUCAGGAAGCAUCUGAGCUGCCAGUCUCAGGUCAGCUGGAUGACGCCACAAGUGCCCGUAUGAGGCAGCCCCGCUGUGGCCUGGAGGACCCCUUCAACCAGAAGACCCUUAAAUACCUGCUGCUGGGCCGCUGGAGAAAGAAGCAUCUGACCUUCCGCAUCUUGAACCUACCGUCCACCCUACCAUCCUCAACGGCCCGGGCAGCCCUGCUUCAAGCCUUCCAGUAUUGGAGCAACGUGGCUCCCUUGACCUUCCGCGAGGUGCAGGCUGGCUGGGCUGAUAUCCGCCUUUCCUUCCAUGGCCGCCACAGCUUGUACUGCUCCAAUUCCUUUGACGGGCCCGGGCGGGUCCUGGCCCAUGCCGACAUCCCAGAGGUGGGCAGCGUACACUUUGAUGAAGAUGAGCUCUGGACUGAGGGGACCUACCGGGGGGUGAACCUGCGCAUCAUCGCAGCCCAUGAACUGGGCCAUGCCCUGGGGCUGGGGCACUCCCGAUACGCCCAGGCCCUCAUGGCUCCCGUCUACGCUGGCUACCGGCCCUACUUCAAGCUGCACCCUGAUGAUGUGGCUGGGAUCCAGGCUCUCUAUGGCAAGAAGAGCCCAGAGAUAGAGGAGGAGGAGGAGGAGGAGGAGGAAGACACGGCACUCCCUACUAUACCCCUAGUGCCCACAGAACACAGUCCCAUGCCAGACCCCUGCAGUGGUGACCUGGAUGCUGUGAUGCUGGGGCCCCGGGGAAAGACCUACGCCUUCAAGGGAAACUAUGUGUGGACCAUGACAGAUUCGGGAUUGGGUCCUUUGUUCCAAGUGUCUGCCCUCUGGGAGGGGCUCCCAGGAAACCUGGAUGCAGCUGUCUACUCUCCUCGGACCCAAUGGAUUCACUUCUUUAAAGGAGAUAAGGUGUGGCGCUACAUUAAUUUCAAGAUGUCUCCUGGCUUUCCUAAGAAGCUGAAUAGGGUAGGACCCAACCUGGAUGCUGCUCUCUAUUGGCCUAUCAACAAAAAGGUGUUCCUCUUUAAGGGCUCUGGAUACUGGCAGUGGGAUGAGCUGGCCACUACUGACUUCAGCCGCUACCCUAAACCAACCAAGGGAUUGUUUACAGGAGUGCCAGAGCAGCCCUCGGCCGCCAUGAGCUGGCGGGACGGCCGUGUCUACUUCUUCAAGGGCAAACAGUACUGGCGCCUCAAUCAGCAGCUUCAAGCAGAGAAAGGCUUUCCCAGAGAUAUCGCCCACAACUGGAUGCACUGUCGUCCCCCAAACACCACUGCAUCCUAUGGGGACACUGAUUCCUUGGUUACAGGCUUAGACCAUUCAGCCACAGGAUAACACUGGAUACCAUUUCCUUGGGCCAUAGAUACACGUUGAACUCUGGCGGCUCACCCAGAGAUACAAUCUUGGACGUUAUCCCCUCAGUCACAGACGUCAGAACCCUUUCAUUCCCUGGUAAUGUCACUCUCUCAGAGGCCUGAGACCUCAAUCAAAUGUCUCCUGCAACACAAGCAUGAACCAUGGACCUCAAGUCUCUAAAUGACCCAGCUCCAGUCACCACCUCCCUGUACUCUUUCCCUCCUGGUCAGUGACUCUGACUCAGCCUCCAGCUCCGUCCAUUUCUCCCCCAUCCUAAACAGCACUUCCAGCUGUGUCAUUUUCUCUCUGGAGGACAUUGGUAGAAGAAAGGCAUCCAUCAGGCAUUUAGCUGACAGCAGGCCCCACCUGGGAAUGCCUGGGUCCUGUUCUUCCUAGAUAAAGAACAAGGAAACAGCAUGGCCAGUAAAAUGAGCAAUGGCUUUGGUAUCCUUGAGAAUCACAUCAACUUGCUUAUGACUUUGGGCAAGUUAAUUAACCUCACUAAGCCUCAGGUUUCCCAUCUGAAAAUUAAGGUUAACACCAAUCCUGCAGAGUUGUUGCAUUAAAUGAAAUACUGUGUGUGAAGUGCCUGGCACAUUUGUGCUUAAUAAACGUUAACUCCACGUUCA
Messenger RNA from Capra hircus (goat), 2293 nucleotides. It is a transcript of the gene MMP19, whose product is annotated as matrix metallopeptidase 19. The transcript is spliced from 9 exons. Bases 138 to 1643 code for a protein of 501 amino acids. Gene Ontology annotation, molecular function: metalloendopeptidase activity; zinc ion binding. Lineage: Eukaryota; Metazoa; Chordata; Mammalia; Artiodactyla; Bovidae. Gene Ontology annotation, biological process: proteolysis; collagen catabolic process; extracellular matrix organization. Gene Ontology annotation, cellular component: extracellular matrix. The record is from RefSeq and is a predicted model, not a curated record.